AUGGACAAUACAGCCAGUAAACCAGUCAAAAGAUUGCGCGAACGGUGCGGAAAGAUGUCGCAACUGCUUUCUUUGCUAAUCGACAGAGUGAAACAGUUGAAGGCAAGAGAUAAGAAGAAUUUAUUAGAAAUCGAAAGAUUGAAGACGGGCCUCGAAUCGGCAAAAAAGAUAGCAAAACCUUUUAUCAGUACUGAAUGGGUUGAUGUGGUCACCAGAGAAAAAAAAAAUGUUGUUAUCUACGGAGUACCAGAAUCAUCUGCCUCAAAUCUGACAGAUAAAAAAGCACAUGACGAAACCAAAAUUAGAGAGAUUUUCAAGGCUAUAAAUAAAUCUGACGUUUCAGUCGCAUACUCAAGAAGAUUGAGAUCAAAAGACCCAACAAAUCCUGGGCCAUUAUUGGCUUAUUUGUCUGAUGCUGCUAUCAGGAAUCCCGUCUUCUUGGCAGCUAAAAAAAUUGAGAGACUUUGGCAAAUUCAAAUCUGUUUACAUUAG
Molecule: messenger RNA, 492 nt
Organism: Helobdella robusta
Lineage: Eukaryota; Metazoa; Annelida; Clitellata; Rhynchobdellida; Glossiphoniidae
Exons: 2
Coding region: 1-492 (163 amino acids)
Source: RefSeq, a predicted model, not a curated record